Solanum tuberosum (potato) is the source of this 330-nucleotide messenger RNA. RefSeq lists its product as uncharacterized. Lineage: Eukaryota; Viridiplantae; Streptophyta; Magnoliopsida; Solanales; Solanaceae. The coding region runs from base 1 to 330 and encodes 109 amino acids. The record is from RefSeq and is a predicted model, not a curated record. The transcript has a single exon. Gene Ontology annotation, molecular function: enzyme inhibitor activity.
AUGACAAAGACAGAAGAAUUUAUCGCAAAUGUGAUUGAACAACGUCUAGAGGAACCAGAUACUGACAUUUACGCGACGGAUUGUUUAGAGACAUGUAAAUCAGUGUAUCAAGAUGCUGUAGAUGCGAUGAAGAAAGCUGAAGAAGAUGUGAAAGCAAAAGAUUAUUAUAAAGCAAAUUUGGAUAUUAGUGCAAUGACAACAGAUAUUGAUACUUGCAAUGAAUGUGCUAUUUCAAUAUAUGGAGAGGAUACUGAAUUUAGGCAAUUUGAUAAUUGGAUUCAAGGGGUUGCUAGUGAGUGCCUUGAAAAAAUUAGUGUCUUAACUAAAUAA